AUGGGUCAAACCACUUCCAAGUCUGCCGGCGACGGUAAGCCCAAACCCAAAACCACCUCGGCGGCGGCAGCGGCGGCGGCCGUCGUGAGCGAGACAGCAACCGGGUCGAUGACCAUGAGGAUCGCCGGCUACUCUCAAACCAAGGGGAUCGGCGUCGGCAACAGCAUCAACUCCAGCAAGUUCCACGCCGGAGGCCACACCUGGUACAUAGCCUACUACCCCGACGGCGACCGCGAGGAGUACUCCGACUGGGUCUCCGUCUACCUCUGCCUCGCCCGGCCAGCUGCCGGCGCCGCGGCCGACGACGUCGUCGAAGCGAAAUUCACGCUCAGUCUACUCAGCGGGACGUACGGUGCGGUGGUCGAAGAGAAGAUCUGCACGGCCAAGAAAUUCUCCUUCGCCAAUGGCUACUGGCCAAGUUGGGGGCAUACAAGAUUCAUCAAGAGGAAGAAGAUGGACAGUCGAUUGUGGUCGUGUCUACAUCUAGACGGUCAAAGUUUCUAUAUCAGAUGUAAUAUCACCAUGGAUAUUAUCCGCUGUGAGGCGGCCACCACGGCGGUGGCGGUGCCACCGCCGGACCUGCACCGGCACCUCGCCGCCCUCCUCGGCAGCGGGGUGGGGGCCGACGUGCGCAUCAGGGUCGGCGGCAAGCUGUUCGCGGCGCACAAGAACGUGCUCGCGGCACGGUCGCCGGUGUUCAUGGCGGAGCUCUUCGGCAAUAAUGGCGGGAAAGAUCAGAAGGAGGCGAAGGCUGCUGCUGCGGCAACUGGCAAUGGCGUUAUUCGGAUUGAUGAUAUGGAUUUGAGGGUGUUUCGGGCCAUGCUUCAGUUCAUCUACACCGAUACCCUGCCUAAGAUCGACAAGGGAGACACGGCGUUCAUGGCUCAGAAUCUGCUCGUCGCGGCUCAUAGGUAUGGGAUUGAGAGGCUCAAGUCGAUCAGCGUCGACAUGAUACGCAAAGCUGCUGGUGAUGCAUCUACCCGAAGCUGCGACCUCGCCGAGAUGCCGGACGUCCUUGAUUUGCAAGCUUCACCGCACUGGAGCGGGCUAACCAUGGAGGAGGUCAUCGGGAAGCCGCCCUGCCGGAGCGCGCCGAGGAUCGCCGGAGCUGCCACCGACUGCCAAGAUUUCUAUCCAUUCCCAUGCCGGAGGUCAAGUAUCACGCAUGGCGUCGAAACCAGCGGAUGA
Molecule: messenger RNA, 1188 nt
Organism: Oryza sativa Japonica Group (Japanese rice)
Lineage: Eukaryota; Viridiplantae; Streptophyta; Magnoliopsida; Poales; Poaceae
Source: RefSeq, a predicted model, not a curated record